Messenger RNA from Aethina tumida (small hive beetle), 1211 nucleotides. Its product is annotated as dolichyl-phosphate beta-glucosyltransferase. Bases 93 to 1082 code for a protein of 329 amino acids. Gene Ontology annotation, cellular component: endoplasmic reticulum membrane. The record is from RefSeq and is a predicted model, not a curated record. The transcript has 6 exons. Lineage: Eukaryota; Metazoa; Arthropoda; Insecta; Coleoptera; Nitidulidae.
UGUCAAUGUUAUUAUAACCUAUCAGUGUUAAUGCCAGCGGUGCAAAAAAUAAACAGUACAAUGAUAAAAGGCUGAAUUUUUAAAUAUACAAUAUGGACUUAAAAUAUAUUUUAUUUUUGAGCUCAGCAUUUGCGUUUUCUCUAUUGCUAACAUUUUGCAUUUUUCUGAUAGCCACAAGUAAAACAUUCCCUGUCAUAUACAGAAGCAAAAAAGAAAAGCAUUUUAAAGAUCCAAAGAGUGGAAAAUUGCACGAAUUCCCGAAUAUCAACGAGAAGGGCACAGUACAUUUAAGUGUAAUUGUUCCAGCCUAUAAUGAGGAAGUCAGAUUACCCCCAAUGUUAGAUGAAUGUAUAUCAUUCCUUGAGGAAAGAAGUGAACAUUCAAAUUUUAAAUAUGAAAUUAUUCUUGUCAGUGAUGGAAGCAAAGAUUCUACAGUUAAUGUUGCUGAUAAAUAUUGUGAAAAAUUAAGCACAGAUAAAUUUCGAGUUUUGGAUUUGGAAACAAAUAGAGGCAAAGGAGGUGCUGUUCGUUUGGGAAUGUUAAGUGCAAGAGGUUCUUUAUUGUUAUUUGCUGAUGCAGAUGGUGCUACUACAUUUGCAGACUUGAAAAAGCUAGAAGAUAGCUUAAAAUGCUUAUUACAAGAUGAUUAUUUGUUGAAUCCAACAAAUAUUGAAAACAAAUUGGCCAUUUCAAUAGGUUCCCGAGCUCAUUUAGAAGAGCAGUCAGUUGCGUCAAGAAGUUUUUUUAGAACUGUUCUAAUGUAUGGUUUUCAUUUUCUAGUGUGGUUGUUUGCAGUGAGAGGUAUCAAAGACACACAAUGUGGUUUUAAACUUUUAACCAGAGAAGCAGCAAGAAUUUGUUUUGAGAAUAUGCAUGUAGAAAGAUGGGCGUUUGAUGUGGAGCUCUUAUACAUAGCACAAAAACUAAAUAUACCAAUAACUGAAACUGCGGUAAGAUGGACUGAAAUCGAUGGUUCCAAAGUUACUCCUGUAUGGAGUUGGAUUCAAAUGGGCACAGAUCUUGGCCUUAUAUGGUUGAGGUACACAAUAGGUGCUUGGAAGAUCAAGCAAAACACUGAUUAAUUUUUAUAAUAUAUAUGUAAAAUAUAAUAGAAAUUUCUAUUAUUUUGUUUGAUUAUGCUAUAUAAUUAUUCAUUUUAAAAUUACAAAUUGUUUUCAAUAUAAACAUGAAAUUAGAAUUUAUAUAUUAAU